Pezoporus occidentalis (night parrot) is the source of this 2524-nucleotide messenger RNA. It is a transcript of the gene TASL, whose product is annotated as TLR adaptor interacting with endolysosomal SLC15A4. The coding region runs from base 436 to 1293 and encodes 285 amino acids. The record is from RefSeq and is a predicted model, not a curated record. NCBI's taxonomy places the organism in Eukaryota, Metazoa, Chordata, Aves, Psittaciformes, Psittacidae. The transcript has 3 exons. Gene Ontology annotation, biological process: regulation of toll-like receptor signaling pathway.
UAAUAACAGUUAAUAAAGAGAAGUCCUCGACUGAGUGUGUUGCAAUCAGCUAUUUUAACAGCACACGGUUUCACAACAAAGUUUCGUUUAGACAUAAAAGAGGAAGCAAGUUCAGCAUGCUGCUGUUCAGUCAGUUAUAAAAACCCCUCAUCUCCUAAGGGACUUUCUUUCUAUACUUCUGUGCUAUAGAGGAGUAGAAAUAAAACACGUCAUCUUAGAAGUGUAUUUAAAAAGGAAAUAAAAACAGAGUGUUGCAUUUUGGGGUAGGACAGACUCACAGGAAGCUUUAAACUGGUUAGAAGACAACAAAUUUCCUGUACCUGGUCUGCUGCUGUAUCUUUGGAGGCUCUCAGCACUGCCUAUCAAAACUUCAAUCAGAUUUCCUUGCAGAGCUGGGAACAGAUUAGUGCAACAGUCCUUGCCAGCUUCGAAGGGAUGCUGUCAGAAGGUUACCUUUACAGAAUUGCCUACCCUUGUGAAGACCUGAAUCGUGAGCUCUACAGCAAGAGUUCGGCUGAGGAAGUGGUUUAUGAAAUGAAGUCCAUUAAUUAUUCUUCCAAGGAUGAAGCACAAGGAAAAAACCUCCUUCAGAGAUGCAGAUAUGCUGGCAAGUGCAUUUCCUCUGUCUGCUCUAGAGGUAGCAAGCGUAGCAGGAGGCAGAAGGAUAAUCUACAACCUACACAGCACCCUGCAACCAUGGAGCAGCCAUCUUCAUCUAUGCAUGUCUGUGAGGGGCUGACAAAAAAAGACACCUACCUGGUUCCACCUUCCUGCAAAAGCAUUUGUAAGAACUACAACGAUUUGCAUAUAGCUGGGGACUACGUGGUACCGAUGAGCUCAGUGACGACAGAUUUUACCUGUGACAGUGGCAUCGGCCCCUUCUUGGAGUCCUCAGAGAUUCCUCCCCCCAUGGAGUCCAUGAGGGCCCCCCCCACCAGUGACACCGUUCGCAAGCCGGCCCAAGGCUAUUCCUCAUGCUGGCGGCUGGCGAGCUUAGUGCCCCACCAGCAGCCCCUCUCUGACUCAGCCCUGAACAACUACCUCGAACAGAAGCUGGUGGAACUCUAUAAGCAGUACAUCAUGGAUAGCACAGCAAACAGGGCAUCCCCCACUCACAUCCUGGCCUCGGAACUUAUCAUGGCUAAUGUAGAUCAAAUCAGCACGCAGAUAUCACGGGAGAGGAAUAUGGAGACCACCAAGGCCAAGGACAUUGUCAUUAGCCGCUUCUUACAAAUAGCCAGUGGAAAAAUAUCCUCAGAAAUUAGCACACCUAGUCUGCAUAUUUCCCAGUAACAGCCACACUAAUGCAUAGUAUUUGCAUGUCUGCUGUUAGAAAGCUUUUAUGUUCUGCAAGGUCAAUUUAUAGUUUUUUAAGACAUUUUUGUGCUUCUUAAAAAUGCAUUUACUAUCUACCAUUUAAAUUAAACCUUUCAGUAUGUAUUAAAUAAGUGAAAAUAUCUGUACUCUGCAGUCCCUAUUGUGGAGCAGGUGAUUUAUUGGGUUGGGCUUUUUUGGUUUUUUGCCUUUUUUUUAAAAAAUAGUUUUUUCCUUAAAGGAUUAUUUCAGUGAGCCUCAGAUGUUUUCAAAAUGUUUUGUAGAAAAAUGAGUAAGAGCAUAUGACUCUCCUUCCUCCCCACAUGCUUGACAUAUUAUUUCAACUUUUCUCUGUCUGGAGUCUGCCAUCCUACCUCAGGGUCUGUGUGCAGCGGAGGCUUGCACCCACACAAGCACAAGCCCAGUGGUGGCAGAGCCACACAAAUACAGAAUUUAGGAUGUUAUCUAGUUCAUCUCCCUGCCCCAAGUGGCUUUACUUAAGACAUCCCUCAAAAACUUUUGUAAUUUAUCCUUAAAGAUAUUAAGGGAUAGGCACUUUAUGGUUUCUUCUAUACUAACCCUGAUUGUUUACUUGGUGUCUUCCUGUGCAAAAGUUAUCAGCCCUUUUUGUAAAGACAAACUGUUUCCAAACAGCGUGCAUGUGUACCUGCGUGUUUGCACUGGACUGAACCAUUAAAACAGUUGCUGAUGACCUGCAGUCACAGACAGACAUCACCUCUGCCAGCUACUUACAGACCUGUAGCUGCAGAGUGGUUGUGUGGGGAUAGUGAUGAUAGCAAAGGGGGAAAAGGAGGAAUUGUCCUUUAAGAUAAUUGCACAUUGAAAAGUAAGGGUUAUUCCAAAGCCCAUUUAGUUAAUGUGAACAUUUCCUCUGAAUGCAGAAGGAAAACUGAAACAGACUGCUCAGCAGCUCAGCUAACCACUUCUUUUGUUAGCAUCAUUGCUGUGUAUCAUGUGUAUAAUUUGAACCUGAUGUAUUUAUAACAGGGUGGCUGUUUUUUGCAAAAUUUCACUAAGUCUUACAAAAGAAGAAAAUAAAAAGAGCAGCCUUGUGGCAAUUGUGGCAAGGAUGGUUACCUACUUUCAGUCUGUCUCAUGUAGAACAUGUUGUCAAUGCCAAUCCGUUAUUGGUUUCCAAGUAUAAUGUUAAUACUAAUUUAUCAUAAAUAUUAAUAUUUCCUUCACAUUA